Saccostrea echinata is the source of this 2049-nucleotide messenger RNA. RefSeq names its product peroxisome proliferator-activated receptor gamma coactivator-related protein 1-like. The transcript has 3 exons. The record is from RefSeq and is a predicted model, not a curated record. Bases 1 to 2049 code for a protein of 682 amino acids. Lineage: Eukaryota; Metazoa; Mollusca; Bivalvia; Ostreida; Ostreidae.
AUGAUCAAAGCAUGCGGACAGAUGGCUCUCCGAACAGUAAUGGCGUCUCUAGUAAUUCUUGAGAUGAUGCUUAACGGUGUGUCGGGACAGUUUGCACCCUUUCCCGGAGGAUUCCAAGACCCUUGGGGACCUCAGUCAUUUCGUCGACAGUUUCCUUCCCCAGAAUCUAACAGAAUGCAGCCCCUCACUGCACGGAGGUUCUCCUCUAGGAACCCACCCUCCAGGCAGCCCGACAGCUGGGGACAGCCAUGGCGACAGCCGCGUCCACCUUUCUUUGACCAAAACGCCCGGCAGAUGGCGCGACGAAAUAGCGUUAGUGUAAUUAACCCCGCACCAAAUCAAGCUUCCGGAAUCGACACUAUAGCCUCGCUUCUGUUAAACAGUACCUCCCAGACAGGACCUGGACUUUCACCACAACAAAUUCUGAGUCAAGUCCAGAGUUUGAAUUCUCCCGGGGACUCUUCGAAUGGCUUAUCACAAAUAUUGAAUUUUGGUAAAAGUUUACUGGAAGGAGCAUUCAAUACUAGAAAAUCAGUUAAGAAAGAGUCUCCAAUUCCGCCAUCUGACGUCACAACAAAGGAAAUAAAAACCCAAACAGAAAAAAUCAAUGAUAAUGUUCAAGUUCCCAAAAAUAUAAAAAAUACAAAUGAAAAACAACAGAAGGAUAUUGGAAGUGUAAAAGAUAAAGUUCCAAACAAUGUUGUCGUACAGGAAGAAAUAAGUGGACCAAUAAGCCCAAGCGACGUAAAGCAAGUAAAUGAAGCCGUUAAUCCAAUAGAUAAUCGACCGACGGAUUUUAUAAAUCCGGUUGAUCCCGUCAACGUAAACCUGGAAGAUCGACCUACAAACCCUAUUGACAUUCGCCCUAUAGACGGGUCAGAAUUAGUCGGGUUGGAAGUUCUUCCAUCAGACGCGAUAAGUCCUGGGCGUCAGAUCAACGAUAGACCAAUCAUUCAUCCAGAGGAUGGUAUCCACAGAAUAAACCCAAUAACUGGACUUCCGGAAUUUUCUAAUGCCAGGCCUGUUACUGGCGUGUCUCCAGGAGACGUUGUGGACCGCAGGCGGGGUCAUCUUCACACUGAUGGAACUUUUCACGACUUUCCCGCAACACUGCACGGUAACGACACACAUGACAUUAUAUCUGUACUUGACCCUGUGACAGGAGAGACAGCUGUUUUUCCCGCCAUCGACUUCAACGCUGACAAAAGCCAGAAAGAUUGGAAUCCAGCUGAGAACCGCGCCGCGUGGUUGAGGGAGCGAAAGAGAAUGAGAAGGUUGAGGAAGCAGAACCAACGACUGCGAGAACUGUUGAGACAACACAUGAAUGAGGUUCAUCCAAGUGAACUGGUGCCUGUAAACGAAAACGGACUGAAGCCUGGUGACGUCAUUCCCGUUAUACCCGUUGUACCUGAUUAUAUACCAUCUGCUACACCUUCUCCAAACUUAGUAUUUCCGAACGAUCCUGGAGUUAAUUCUGGAAAUCCUGUACCCGAGCCCGAACCUAUCUUACCGGGUAACCCUCUAGGUCCUCAAGGACCACAGCCUGGUGACGCCAUUCCUGUCGGUGACGUCAUACCCGAACCCGAGGUUCCAGGAUACAUACCAGCUGCCACUCCGUCCCCAGUCAUUAAGGUGCCGGGUGAGAAAAAAAUACCGCCUGUUACGGGCGGUAAGAAACCUUUACAACCAGGUGACUUUUUCCCAGUGGAUGACGUCAUUCCAACACUUCCGGGAUACAUUCCCUCUGCCACGCCAUCUCCCGUGCUUGUUGUUCCUAAAGAUAUUGAAUCUACGUACCCAGGUGUCAUUAAUCCGCCAGUAAAUCCAAAGGACGUCCUGCCGGUGAAACCGAAAGUUCCGGACACGUUUAUUUUGCCCGCUACACCCGCGCCAGUUAUUAAAGUCCCACCAACCACAAAACGUCCCCAGCCACCUCCUCCCCCACCCCCUCCACGCCGACCCCCACCACCCCCUCCAAAAAAGAACAAUAACUUGUUGAAGAACCUAGGUAUUGGAUUUGCUUUAGGCAGUCUGUUCUUUGGAAAAUAA